This is a messenger RNA of Phalacrocorax carbo (great cormorant), 2487 nucleotides long. The record is from RefSeq and is a predicted model, not a curated record. NCBI's taxonomy places the organism in Eukaryota, Metazoa, Chordata, Aves, Suliformes, Phalacrocoracidae.
GGAUCACCAGGCUGCAGCUGUGCUGCUGCCCAGCAGCUCCCUGGCACCCAGCUGCUGAGCAUCCUGGCCCAGACGGCACAGGGACAAGGACGGAGCUGCCACUCUCCUCGCCACCCCAGGCCUAUGCCCUGUCCCCGCGCACCAGCUCCUGCUGCCAACGGCAGUGAAGCACAGAGCAGCAGCUGGGCAGGCAGCGGGGCUGUCCGUGCCGGCUCCUGUUACUGCAUAAACACCUGUGGCGGGGAGGGGACCACAGGCAAAGGCAAACAGUUACUGAUUUACUGCCACUCAGUGCCGCAUUGUUGACUGUUGGGGUUAAAUUACCUGGAGACCCACCCCGGCAGAGCGGACACUGGCUCGUGACUUGGGGCAGGGACCAUGUCCCCCACCCCACACACUCCUGGCCCACACAGGGCUGUGAGAUGCUCCAGCCCAGAGCUGGGGCUGCCCCUGGAGCUUCUGCCAGUGACAAGGGCACAUCAUCACCAAAGAUGAGGCAGAUCUCACUCUCCUCCCCACACAGGAGAGACUCAGCCUGCAACUGUGGCCAGGAUGCAGCCCAGGGAGCCAUGAUACUCUGGGAUUGCCUCCCUGCAGAGGGGUCCAACCUGUGCCCCCCAACCAGGCAGCACCGGCACCAUGUACAGGGACCCACGUCACGAUGGUAGCCGAAUGACCCAAUGUGUUGAGCUGAAACUGGGAGCUGUGAGCAAAGGGGAUGGGGUCCUUGGGGCCCCUUGGCACAGUGCUGGGCUGCUCCCCUUCUGUCAGCAGCCCCAGAAUUGCAGCCACUGCCAGCAGCGCCUGCAGAGGAGACAGGAACUGACAGAGCAGCAUUCACCGACGGGAGCACGGCAGCCAAGCCAGGUGAUCUAGGCCACUUGGCUUGCUGGGACUAGCCAAACAAACCCCAGCUCAGUGCUGCCAGGCGCCAUGAAGCAUCCUGUCCCACUGGAGGGAGGUGCCACAGGAGGGGUAUCCCGGGCAGCCACCAGGCCAACGGGUUCUGGGGUCAUACAAUCUCCAGCACCUCCACGUCCCAGAGCACCAGGCGUGCAGUCAGAGCAUGCUGGCGACUUGCUCCCUACCACUCACCCAACCGGCGCUGCCGGCCGGUCCAGGCCACAUCCCCAGAUAUGUUGGAGACUGUGAGGACAGCGGGGGCCAUGGGAGAAGACUGCAGCCACGCAGAAGGAGCUCCUGAGGCUGCAGGGGAGGCGUGGGGAAACCUCAGGGCGGGUGCCUGCCUGGAAGCACAGGCAGCCUGAAGGGCCCUUCAGUCAAGGAGAGAAAGCUGGAGGAGAACAAGUGGCUGGAGCAGGAGCCGGGAGAGCAAUAAGCACAGCUAAGCUGCAGCCCCCAGGCGCACUGUCCUGGCCUCUGGGCAUCAGUGGACCAGGCUGGGGGCUCCACUCGAGCUCGCGGCCAUGGCCAGGGCAGUGGUAGGGAUGGAUCGUGCCCUGUCCCUGGCAUACCCCUGCUUGCCACUCUCCCCACUAUUGGUACCAGCCGCAUCCCCAUGGCCUCCAGCAGCCGAGCCCUGUGGGGGACCAUGACAGCCGUGCACCCCAACUGCCUCAGGGGCUGGGGGAUGACGUGCAGCACACAGGACACAUGGGGGCCGCGGCCGGCGGCGCUUGGCUGUUGUUCCUGCCAGGCAAGUUUUCAGUGUGGCCGCCCGGUCUCCUCGAGGCUCCCCCUUCCUGGUUGGCAGUCAGCAGCGGCAGAUACCUGAUACUCGGGUUGUGCAAGCGCGAAGGGGGAGCCUGGCCCUGCCCGGCCCUUGGGAGCCACCCGGAAGGCCAAGCCCUCCCGCCCGCCGGCCCCACCUGGAGAGGAGCUUAAAGGCUGGCCGGGCGGCCCCGCAGGCGCAGCACCGGCUCCCGCACCAUGCCCAAGGCCCGCAGCGUGCUCGUCCUGGCGGGGCUCCUGGCUCUCUGGGCAGAGCUGCCUCCAGCAUCCGCCCAGAAUGUCACCACGAAAGCCGGUGUGUGCCCGGACCCGGCGACGGAAGCAGUGAACUGCACAGUGGGGUGCCAGUCCGAUGGCGACUGCGAGAGCACCCUCAAGUGCUGCCCGGCGGCCUGCGGCAAGGCCUGCCAGAAGCCCGACGAGAAGCCCGGCACCUGCCCGCCCGUCAGUCCGGGGAUCCCCAUGCUGGGCAUCUGCGCUAACCAGUGCAAGACGGACUCCAACUGCUCUGGGAGUCAGAAGUGCUGCAGGAAUGGCUGUGGCAAGGUCUCCUGCGUGACACCCCUCCACUGAGGCACAGCCGCCUCCUGCCAGCCCAGCCCAGCCACAGGGAAGCUGCUGCCCGACGUGAGUCCUGCACGCCCAGGCCCCAGCCCUGCACCAUCCCCCCCACCCCCACCGGCCCAGCCGCACUCCCAGCUCGGAGCCUUCAGCCUCAGCUUCCUCUCGGGUUCCCUGCUUGGGGUGCGCUGUAGCCCCCUGCACUUUCACCAAUAAAGCAGUCUCUCCCUGCCA